AUGAUCACCAAAUAUUUCACCAAAGUGGCCGUCAAGUUCGAUCCAUUUGCCGCCAGCGCAAAGCCUGUUCGUCUUUUCCUCGCCAGAAUUCCUGCCCAGCAAAAAUCGGGCUGUGCUGUGGAUUUCAAAAUCUUGUCUGCCAACGAAAAGCCUUCUGUCUCUGUCACUUUCAAGGACAAGCACGUCAUGGACGCCGACCCAGAAGCAAUGAGUUUUCAAGACCUCAGUGAACACUUUGACCAGCACUCUAGAAAGCUAGCCUUGAAGGCUGCCAUUUCAGACUAG
Molecule: messenger RNA, 285 nt
Organism: Sungouiella intermedia
Lineage: Eukaryota; Fungi; Ascomycota; Pichiomycetes; Serinales; Metschnikowiaceae
Source: the annotation of a GenBank genome assembly